Molecule: messenger RNA, 4391 nt
Organism: Aplysia californica (California sea hare)
Lineage: Eukaryota; Metazoa; Mollusca; Gastropoda; Aplysiida; Aplysiidae
Exons: 14
Coding region: 1-1857 (618 amino acids)
Source: RefSeq, a predicted model, not a curated record
AUGGGGAGCAACAGUCGACCCCUUGACAGCACACUUGGCUCUCGAGGUCGGAGCGGGUUCUUUGACUCAGAAAACUCCUUUGAUCGCCAGUCGACGCAGUCUGACUUUCGAAAUGCAGGGAAAAGUAGGAGCAAAAGGAAAUCUCGUCGCAGGCACAGAGACCCGGACGCCGAAGAGGACCAGUCUGAGCGACGACAAGACAACGAUGAGGUCAUCAGUGUUGACAUGAGUGUUCAGACAGACGAUUCCUCCCAGACGGAGAAAAGAAGGAGAAGAGGCAGAUGGAGAAGAGGAGGACUGAGCGAGUACCGUCCAGGAGAAACUGAUACUUGGGACGAGAGCGAUUAUUACGACGACGAAGAUGAAGAAGAGGAUAAUGGAGAAGACUACACUGGAGAGGACUAUGAAGGCGGAAUAAGGGAGAGAAGGAAGAAACGAGAAAGUGAAGAUAAAGAAAAGGGGAAAGAGGGAUUAGAGCGAGCAAGUUCUGGCAAGUUUACUGAAAUCAACUACGAUCUCACCCCAAACAUGUUCCGAUCAGAGACGGGCGGAAGUGAAUGGUCGGACGACGUGCCUCCCCUGAUCAACGCUCCACCUGGGCGACCAAAAGGAGCAUCUGUACACAAGUUUUACGAGCGGAGAGAUCACGUGGCCACUGUCAUCACAGACCCAUCCCGAGGACUGUAUAGUGGUAGUUCUUCAUUGCCGAGUAUAGAAGAGCCCUACACACGACCUCGUGACCCGUUAAAUCGCCAGGGCACGGCUGAAGAGAUUGCGGAUCACGACUCUGAUCUACACUCAGAAUCUAACUACACAGACGCCACUCUAAAGGUACCAGAUGGUGUCAGUGUCGGCGACUCUGGCAUUGGAAAGGACAUGCUUUCUGAGGUCUCCUCACACGUUUACGGAGGCAGUGACUCACUCUACCAGCAAGGUCGUCCAAAGUUGUCUCCUAUCAAAUCCCAAUCUAAUCUACAAAAUCCAGAAACGAAAGAAUCAGAAUGGAAAGACUUCUUAGAAUCAAACCAAGUACAAGAACGCCACAAAGCAGUGGACUUUGUGAAAAAAGAUUUGAAUGAAGAACCUAUGAUUCGAAUUCCUACACUUCCCCCAAUCAUGUACGUCGAUCCUGAGCAGCCCACUUUGCCGGGAGAGGCGGGACUUCGACUUCUGUACUCAGUCCGAUUGGCUGACAGAGAAAAAACGUGUGACCCUGGAGGCAGGGUAGUAGAGGCUCUUCCAGGAAGGCUAACGAUCAGCACACAAGCCGAACCGGCCGGUGAUACUAACUACGGACUAUUGCAAAUGCGCUGGACUACGCAAGUCCCUGCACUCCAGACUGCUCCAACAGGUAGACGUACCAACAGACACACCGACAAACGCACAGACAGGCAACAAUCAGACCUCCACAAGGGAGAUUUGGCCACGUGCCGCUAUGACGUACCGGAAAAACUGCCCAAGCUGCCAAGAACCGAUGGAGUGUCGCAAAGACCAAAAUUAAAGUCUUUCACAGCAAGAGAGAAAACACUUCCCGUUUUACCAACAAGGGAGCAAACUGAUUUCCAGUGGUCUCGCCCCAUGGCUCCAGCCCCUAAACGAGCAUCAUUCGCCGAUAAUUCAUACCAACUGGAGCACCACUGUGAUCAAUAUAGAUGGGCAUCAAGGAGAAUGCACCACUAUAUCUCUUCUACCAAAAACAUGCAGUUGCCCAAAAUGGAUGGGCGGGCUCACACUUUCUUAGCUGCCUCACACAACGAUGAUGUCAUGUCCAUAAUUAGCCACAGUAGCGUCGCCCUGAUGCCUUCUAUGACCGAGAAGUUGCUGAAAUCCAUGAAUGCUGCGUCUUCUUUAGGCUAACCCAAAUAAUAAAUGAAAAUUGUACUGUAUUGUAAAGCGGCUAUGUCGUCCACUUUCAUUUUAAAAUGUUUUUGUUUUAUACCACAAUGAAUUAAUCGCAUUGCCUCCAGCAAAUGAAGACGUUAUUAGUCCGAGAGCCGGAUCUAUGUACAAGUACUAGAACUUUUUCCUUUAGACAGUUUUUUUUUCUUUUGUGAUUGUUACAUCGGGGUCUUUCUCAUAUUAGUAUAGGACCAACUUGUAUCUUAUGGGCAUAAUUUUUUUCUACUAGUUAAAAAUACACCAAACCUGUAUCAUGCAAGAAUGAUGGCCGAGCGACUCAUGGACGAGUCGACAAAGAUUUCCGCGAGGGUGCUAACGCUUACAGAUCCUCUCGCCGUGAUGCCACCGGCUGUACUAAAAGGUGCACUCAGAUACACUCAGUCUGAGUUUAUACUGUGUCACAAGAACUGUAUGAGCACAUACUGUUCCAAGGACCAUAUUCAGCGACUUUUACAAAAGAGAAAGACUGAGAAACUUUGUGAAGAAGAACCCAAACGUCUUUGGGGCAGUACUAAUUCGUGAACAUUGUUUUUUCGGAGAAGCAUGCUCAAAACACACAGGUCGUUGGAAAAAUAAGCGAACUUCAGAGGAGAAAGGGGGGAAGGUAACCAAAGAAGAAAUGCAAAAAUAUACUGAGGAACGUGGGAAACGGUUGUCAGUUUCCGUGUGUCGGUGCUUUGAAUGCAGCAGACGCUGGGUAUCACAGAGACUGCUUACUCCCGGUUCUACACAAAUAAUCCAAAGCAAUCAACAAGCUGACCUUCAAUGCAUGACAAUGCCUUCAGUAUGCCGGUUGAUGAGAUACGAUCAAACAAAUCAUGCAUGUGGAAUAAUGCAAAGUCCAAGAACGCUAUAUUGAAUUAGGAGGAAAGACAAUUCGCAACGUCCACUCCUCAACCAUGUAUCUGAGAAGCUGCAUCUAGAAUGGCUGAUCCUGUCUUCACCAGGUGUGACUUCCAUCCUCGUCUUCAGGAGCACGACUUCAGCUCAGAUAAUGAAGAAGACUGAGAUGCACGAGCUUGGCGAGCGUGAUCAAGGCAGAAUGUUCAAAGCCCAAUCGCCACACGUACCCAACCCGUCUACCCAGAGUAUUUGGCAUGAAUGAGUGCAGCCCAACUUUGCUGUCGUCCUUUCAGCCUUACACCCCAAACUAGAAUAUACAGCAAUGAUAGUUACAAGUACAGUUAGCAGCUAUUUCACAAACUUGCAAAUUCAUAGACGAGUCACCACUUAUGGAGUCACCACCUCAUACGACGAACUUGGUGACGUUGUAUUUCAACGGUAUCAGGAAACGGGAAAAAACGGCUUAUGCCGGAAGAACUGUGCCUGCCACAUGCCCCAUCUCUAGUCUUUUUUGCCACACAAUAGGUUUCUCUUAACAGAAUUGCAACUGAAGACCUGUCCUUUUUCAAACAGGUACUCGGCGAAGAUGUGCGACAUGAGUAUGGAGGUUAUAACACACAAUGUGCCCACAGCGCAAACAACAGCUCCAAACAAAGACAGAUGUGGUGUACAGCCCAUUCCUGGACAUGAUAGUUUUCAAGAAGAUGAACAGAAGCUACGGAAGAUGUCUGUACCUUUCCAGGAAGGCUCUCAGUCAUGCCUUCAGCUCCCUAUAUGUAAUCUGUUUUAUGGGGACGUGUCAGGGGCCAAUCUUAAUACAUUUCAAGCUAGCAUUUUCAAGAAGAGGAUUGCUGGAAAGAGACACAUCCCCCUAAAACUGAGUAGCCUUCUUCCGACGAUGGCAAGUUUUCAUGCCCACGCCAAAGGAGCACACUAUCAGGCUGUACUGUAGCAAGCGGCUAGGGAGCCAUUUCCUGCCGCCGGAUACUGCUGAGUACAGAUGGCAGUUACACCAGUCAACACUCCUCCCAGCCGUUGGACUUGAUGCUGCCAGCUCAUGAUAAAGUUCUCAAUCUGGUCUGUUGCAGUUGUAAAACUGGAUGCAACAGAGCAUAGUGCACCUGUACCAAAACUUGUAUUGUCACAUGUACAACAUUUUGCAAAUUUAGGAAGAAUUUCCUGCAUUAACCCAAUGACUGUCAUUGUCUCUCUCACCCACCCACCCCCCUCCCCUUUUCCCCAUGACUAUGAGGAUACAUGAACUGUCUUCAGUCACUAUUGAUGCAGCAAACACUGGUGAGCGUCCCAGAGUUUUCUCCCUGUUAAACAAUUUAAUGAAGUGAUUUCAAUGCGAUGGUUUCAAGUGUAUUGUGCAUCUGCACAUUUAUGAAUACAUGUACACAAUGGCAGCCAUCUUGUUUACUUUGAAGUUGCCAUUUUAUUUUCGGGUUCGAGGUCCAUUCAGAGUUUCUUGGCACAGUCACGCGGAAUCCCAAAGUAAAAAUUUCAAGAAUUAUUGGCCUUCUGGUUUGUGAAAUGCGUACUUUACAUCUUUUGCAAGAUUUACGAAAUCUGCCGUGUGGUGCAUUGUUAACACCUCAAUGAUGCCAACGUGUAAUGUGGAUUAUUUUUUUGCUUUUUCUGUGGGG